AUGGCAAAGAUAACGGUAAGAAUAUUCGUGUGCCUUAUUGUGAUCAGCACUGGAGUCAUCGCUGAAUCAUCUACUGAGGAUCAUAAUCCGCCGGUGAGCGAGGACGUGAGGGAGUUUGAGGAACUGUCGACAUCAUCCUCAUCCUUAUCAUCAUCAUCAUCCUUAUUAUCGCCAGUAUCAACAUCACCCUCACCCUCAACAUCAUCAUCAUUACUAUCACCCUCAAUACAGCGAUCAUCAUCAACCUCAGAGAGGCCCCCCGACCAAUCCCUGAGAGCGUCAAGUGCGGCCUUCAACCCAAGCGUCUACCUCGGAGAAAUAGAAGAAAUGAGUUCCCAGCCCCGAAUAUCGACAUCAAUUCCCUUCAACAACGUCCAGCACGUUCGAUUCGAGGGAUCAAUCGGCCUAGAUGGCGACACCGGAGGGAUCUAUCGACCGCACAUCGAUCACCAUCACUACCAUACCGAUCAUCGGCAAGAGGAUUAUCACUCGCCAGCUUACGCCGAGGGGUAUCUGACUGUAGAGGUGCCUGCAACGCCGGUAUACUACUCUCCCGACGAGCCGAAUCAUUACGUUAAUGUUGAAGUUCAACCCCAUCAGCCUGUUCAUCAACAUCUGCAGGCGAUUCAACCUCACCAACACCUGCAGACCCUCGAGCCUCAUCAGCAGGGCCAUCAACCUGUUCAUCAGCAUCUCCAGACGCUUGAGCCUCAUCAUCAGGGCCAUCAACCUGGACAUCAGCAUCUCCAGGCGCUUGAGCCUCAUCAUCAUCAUCAGCCUCAUCAACCCCUUCAUCAACUCCAUCAACAACAGACGAAAUACGAAUUUGAACCGAUGCACUAUCAACACCUCCCGCCAGCAGCCAAUUACUAUCAUUACAGCAGUCAACUUCCUCCUGUCCACCGGCCGGAAGUGACCCUGACGAAGCCGGAAACCCUCUUGUACCUGUCAUCCCACCGUGAAACGCAGCUCAUGAAGACUCGAAAGUCUCCGUACAAGUAUUAUCAGCCAAACGAUGACACUCCGAUCCAUUACAUCGAACAAGGACACGCUUUCCCAACCCAGCACAUACGAGUUUCUCCGUGGAAGAAGCUGAUACAUCUGCUCGGGACUUUUCUGCCGUUCGGACUGCUUCUGGCGGCACUCAGGCCGAAUGUCAAGAUUGAUAAUAACACUACACAGCCAAGUAUAGUGCUGUCGAAGUGGAGGGGUAUUGACCUGCCAUUGGAGCACAAGCAAGACGUAGACGAUACUUGUGAGGACAGAUCGCUUUGCGAAAUUAUUCUCAGCGGAGGCGACAGCGAUGCUGAGCUCAUUCCCAGUAUUCUCUGGAAUUUCGCCAUCAAGUCAACGGAUGAGGAAGCCCGUCGAAACGGUCUCUCCGAGAUAUUCACAAGUGUGAAGAAGAAAGACUGCAAUUCGAUAAGCUGCUGA
This is a messenger RNA of Diachasma alloeum, 1434 nucleotides long. RefSeq lists its product as uncharacterized. Lineage: Eukaryota; Metazoa; Arthropoda; Insecta; Hymenoptera; Braconidae. The record is from RefSeq and is a predicted model, not a curated record. The coding region runs from base 1 to 1434 and encodes 477 amino acids. The transcript has 4 exons.